AAUAAUUUAUAAUUCAGCCGUUCAAAAUAUGUAAAAAACAAACAAAAAGAAAAGUUUUCGAGCCAGAAAGUUGCCAAAUGUAAUUUUAGAAUCUUACAGUUUUAGAACGAAAAUUGACGUAAGAAAAACGCGCACGCGCGAAAAUUAAACAGAAAAGGCAUAAAAAGGCAACACAACAUGAGAGGCUAGCAUUUUACAAUAAUUACAUAAUUUUAACAUAGUUUUAUUAGAUUUAAGUAGUUCAUUGAUAAGAUAAAAAGAUUAAAAUGUUAGGAAACACUAGGGGAUCAAAAAGAAGCGGUUUUCGCUUUGUUGUUAAAAAUUGAAAUGUUUCUGCAGGGUCGCGUUAUAAUUGUUUGGUUAUCUUGGCUUAUUGGAGGCAUUUGCGGUGUUGUUAUUCUGUUGAUUAUUAUAUGUUACUGCCGCCUAAUGCCGCGUCAUCAGAAAUCUUUCGACGAGCAAUAUCUCAAAGAACAUUACACAAUAAAGGAAGGGCAUGGGUACACGAGUCAGGAGAACUAUAGGCUCAAACACACAGAGGUUCAAGUGCAGCGCCACACGAGGCCGGCCAGCUACGCCGGCGACGCGGAGUGUCGGCGACAGAGGGAGCCGGCCCGCGCACAGACUCACUGCUACGUGAACAGAGUGCCCGACGCGCCCAGAGAACACGCAGUGCAGUACGCGUCCAGUGGGAUGCUGGAUGAGAUGGAGGGCGCGGCCAGCAUCGACGCGCUGAAGACGCGCUCGCUGCCCGCCUUCCUGCGCCCCAAGCCGCGCCCGCUGUCCACCGAAGACGAUCUGCAUCAACUCUACGCGAAGGUGAACCUCAGCAAAAAGUACAAGAACCGCAUGCGCAGUGAACACGCAGCCAUCAUCGCUCUCAGCAAGUCGCACAGCCAGUUCUUCGACGCGGACGCCGUCAUCGUGUAUGAUCAACGAACCGCUCUUUAGAACUUCUUUAUAUUUUAGAACAGUCAGCAACA
Messenger RNA from Maniola jurtina (meadow brown), 983 nucleotides. RefSeq lists its product as uncharacterized. Bases 328 to 951 code for a protein of 207 amino acids. Lineage: Eukaryota; Metazoa; Arthropoda; Insecta; Lepidoptera; Nymphalidae. The record is from RefSeq and is a predicted model, not a curated record. The transcript is spliced from 5 exons.